AUGCUCCGAAAUACAAGAAGAGAUCGAAAAUUAGGCCAACUUUUCGAUUAUCUCGAGUACGAACUAGUCGCUGAGAGGAACACCUCUGAAGAACUCAGGACUCGGGCGCAGGAGUGGGAACAAAUGUGUAAGGCGGAAAGCAUGCGCUGUGCUGAAUUGAAAGGAUUGUUGGACAGAGCCACAAAUAUGAUUCGUGAGCAGAAAGACGCUGCUGAACAAAAGUUCCUUUCUCUGCAGGCCGUAGUUCGGAAACAAGAAGAGCAUAUAUUCAAUCUGUACCGCCGCACAGAG
This is a messenger RNA of Ostertagia ostertagi, 291 nucleotides long. NCBI's taxonomy places the organism in Eukaryota, Metazoa, Nematoda, Chromadorea, Rhabditida, Trichostrongylidae. The record is from the annotation of a GenBank genome assembly.